AAAUGGUAUGGCGGGAUGGCGGAUCUUACGGUUAUCGAUUUAAUAAAAUGAUGUCACGAUAUCGUACCAUAUCAAUGGGCAAGUACGACGAGCCUUGCGUCGAAAUGAAGCACAUGCAGCUCUAACCAUUAGGUAACUCUCAUAAACUCUUCUCUUUACUAGUCAAGGUAUUCUAAUUCGAAGUUUACCAUCCAUAAUCAACAGUGAAGUCAUGUUGCAGAUUUCAUCUUGUCAUACGAAAAAGGCUCGUACCAGUUUACAGCUAUGGGAUGCUUCCAAAGAUCUCAACAAUUAAAAGCAACUUGCUAUGCGAGACGGUUAACCAGACUGGUCCAUGGAACAUCUCGAUUAGCCCUGGUGCCGAUCCGUACCGGUAUAUCAAAGAUUUCUCGUCGAUCAUCACGCUUACAUCAAAACCAGUUCCCACGUGGCUUUUUUACUUCGCCCAACCAGAGGAAUAUAGGUUUUAGUAAAGGCCCCCCUACUAUCGUCACUGUAGCCAUCUCCGGUAUUUUAGGCGGCUUGCUCAUAUACUCGCUUUACCCAGGCGAUGAACUACGGCGAUCCCGCAUUGUCACGCAGACUGAGAAAGGUUUGAAGCGUACAAAUGAUGACGCGCAACUUCAAGCCGAAGACACCGCCUGGUCGGCCUUUGCCAGUCGCUUUGAGCGUUUUUCUAAUGUCACCGAUAUUGAAUGGUCGACAUUAUCUGAUCGCCUUGUCGAUAUGAUCCUUCCUGAUUGGUCAAGGACUCUUCCUAGUCAAAUCCGCAAACUCCAACGUGAGCUUUCUGUGAAGGACGGGUCACUCGCGAAUGAGAUAUGGCGGGAUGCUCAUGACCCUUUUAUCCAUCCAGAAAUUCAGUAUUCUGCUAGGGUACGUGUCUCGGAGGAUCUCUGCGACGAAGAAAAAGAGUUUCUAGCUCGCCGGAAGAAAGUCGCCACUGCGGCUUUAGCUAAGUAUCUUGGUCUUGAUGAGAAGGACGUCCAUCCUGACGAUGUUCCCACCAUUGCCAUAUGUGGCUCUGGUGGCGGAUUGCGAGCUUUGGUUGCUGGCACAGGUUCGCUUCUUGCCACCCAAGAAGAUGGUUUAUUUGAUUGUACCACGUAUACGGCGGGCGUCAGUGGUUCAUGCUGGCUUCAAUCCUUAUACAAUUCAUCCGUUACAAACCGCCAAUUUGACCGAAUCGUCGAUCACCUGAAAUCGAGAAUAGGUGUUCAUUUUGCAUACCCUCCAGCUGCAUUUUCAUCGGUGACAUCCGCGCCAACCAGUAAAUUACUCCUUAGCAGUCUAGUCGAAAAGCUCAGAGGAGACCCGAACGCCGAUUUUGGACUUGUCGAUGCUUACGGAAUUCUGUUGGCCGCGAGGCUCCUAGUGCCCAAAGGCGAGCUCGGUGUUAAUGAAAAAGAUUUUAAACUUUCUAGUCAGAGAGAAUACAUCAAGUAUGGAGAGAACCCACUGCCAAUUUAUACUGCCGUACGCCAUGAGAUCCCUGAUAUAGCCAACAAAUUGUCGAAAUCCGGCGUUACUAGUCCAGAGCGAGCAGAGGAGAUCGCAAAGAAGGAAGCGUGGUUUCAGUGGUUUGAGUUAACACCCUACGAAUUUUUCUGUGAGGAGUUUAAUGCCGGAAUUCCGACCUGGGCACUUGGUCGUCGAUUUAACGACGGAGAAGACGUGCCCCCGGAGAGCAACGGCUUUCAUCUCCCAGAGCUUCGAAUGCCCAUCAUGAUGGGUAUCUUCGGUAGCGCCUUUUGUGCGACCCUUAGCCACUACUAUCGUGAAAUUCGACCUCUCGUAAAAAGUCUCACUGGAUUUGCCGCAAUUGACGGAAUGAUAUAUGGGUAUAAUACAGACUUGGAGAAGGUCCAUCCAAUCGACCCGGCUCAAAUACCCAAUUUUACGUAUAAUAUGGAAGGAAAAUUACGAUUUACGACGCCUACUGCGAUAUGUGAUAAUGAGUACAUUCAACUUAUGGACGCAGGAAUGUCAAACAAUUUACCUCUCUACCCUUUACUUCGACCUGGCCGGGAUAUUGAUAUUAUCGUGGCAUUUGAUGCCUCUGCCGACGUUAAGACGGAUAACUGGCUGUCUGUAGCAGAUGGCUAUGCGCGCCAACGAGGUAUUAAGGGUUGGCCAGUCGGUGUUGGGUGGCCCAAAGCAACAGAUUCUGUCCAAACAAUUGAGCAACAACUAGAGUCAGCGCAAGCAAAAUCACCAGCCGACGCUGAGGCGAAGGUACAUCAAGCGCAGCAAGGACAAGGAGAUGGUCGGGUCGAAACCCGUAGCAAACCGCCUACGCCGACCACAGAGCCAAGUGACAAAGCGAAACACGAUAUAUCGCACCCGGAAGACUCCGACCUAGGCUACUGUACGAUUUGGGUCGGCUCGAAGGAAGAAAGGUCAUCGGAGCCACCUCCCCCCACAAAAGCAAAGCCACUUACGGACGAUACACUGGCUUGGCAGCUUAAGGAGCCCAACGCCGGCAUGACUAUUGUGUACCUGCCGUUCCUGGCAAACCCAAAAGUUGAGGGCGUCAACCCGGCCGAGUCCGAUUACAUGAGCACGUGGAACUUCGUGUACACCCCCGAGCAGGUCGACAAGGUUGUAGCGCUUGCACGCGCCAACUUCGCCGAAGGCAAGGACCAGGUCCGCCGCUGCGUGAGGGCAGUGUACGAGCGCAAGAAGAAGAUGCGUGAAGACCACGAGGCGGCUGUCAAGAGGGAGGUGUAUAGACGGUUGGUUAGGUUAGGUAUAGCGGAUAAACUGGGCGAGGGCGACCAUUUUAGUUGACACUGCGGUAGUCAAGGUUCAUGGUUAGGAGUUCGCCGCGUUGGAUACAACCCGUUUGAUAAUAUUAAUAAUAUGUUCCUCUCUUCAACCUCCUCUUUUUGUAUACUCACAAAUGCUUUAUGUACACCAAUAGAUUACCGAUUAAAAAAUGAGUCACGU
Molecule: messenger RNA, 2949 nt
Organism: Annulohypoxylon maeteangense
Lineage: Eukaryota; Fungi; Ascomycota; Sordariomycetes; Xylariales; Hypoxylaceae
Product: FabD/lysophospholipase-like protein
Exons: 1
Coding region: 265-2790 (841 amino acids)
Biological process (GO): glycerophospholipid catabolic process
Cellular component (GO): cytosol
Molecular function (GO): A2-type glycerophospholipase activity
Source: RefSeq, a predicted model, not a curated record